Lingula anatina is the source of this 3249-nucleotide messenger RNA. Its product is annotated as aquaporin-5-like. Lineage: Eukaryota; Metazoa; Brachiopoda; Lingulata; Lingulida; Lingulidae. Gene Ontology annotation, cellular component: plasma membrane. Gene Ontology annotation, biological process: transmembrane transport; water transport. The record is from RefSeq and is a predicted model, not a curated record. Gene Ontology annotation, molecular function: water channel activity.
AUUUCUAAACAAAAAGAAUGAGAAUGAAAUACAAAGGCUUCUCAAGGUUUUUAAAAAUUACUGUGUAUCUCGCCUUCUUUCAGUAGACAUAUAAAAAUAGGAUUCGUACAACCCAAAGAAAGAAGUCAGUUAAAUAGAGGGAGCUAGUAGCUCUCUUCGAGGCAUAGGAACAGACUGAACAGACGCAUAGAAAGGGAUUAAUACGGUACACCACGGAAAGCACCCCUUACAUCAGAGGUCACGUGACCCGUUCCCUAGAUAAGUUGCCCCUCCCCCGCCAACAGAACGCUCCGAGAUAUUCAACGGCCCAGUGGAGUUGGCAGUGGAGUUCUCGCACGCGGCAUUCCAUAGGGUGUUCAGCUGUUAAUGCUGAGACGGUUUUUGCCACAAUAGGUCUUUGAGACGCCGGUCGGAUCAGUAGCGAGGACAGUCGGUGGCAGUUGUUAAAGGGAGCCCAGCCAGAUAAAGAUAAGAGGUUGAUAAGCGUUCAUCUUCUUUGGACAGUGCAUCUUCGUUUAAAGUCCCAAAAGAGUCAUGGCGACUAGUGCUGAGGAUAUCCGCUCCCCAGGGCUGUACCGGGCCUUGCUGGCUGAAAUGUUAGGUGUCCUUUUUCUCGUGCUCGUCGCGUGCGGCGCCUGCACCAACGUGAAGGCUCAGCAGAAUCUCAUCACCAUCUCUGUGUGUUUUGGCCUUAGUGUGGCCACCUUGGUGUGGUGUAUUGCUAACGUAAGCGGGGGACACAUCAACCCGGCUGUCACCAUCGGGUUUCUUGUCACCCGCAAAAUCAGCAUCGUACGUGCUCUCUUCUACUUUGUGAGCCAGCUUGUGGGCGGCAUUGCGGGCGCGGCUAUACUGAUGGGACUUACCCCCACGGAGUACAGGGCUUCGCUAGGAACAACCCAGCUUACCCAGGGAGUCUCCGUGGGGCAGGGGUUCGGCAUCGAGUUUAUGGCCACGUUCGUGCUGGUGUUUACUGUGUUUGCCACCUGCGACUCCAAUAGAAAUGAUCUCAGCGGUUCUGGACCUCUGGCAAUUGGCUUGUCUGUGGCUAUGUGUCACCUGUGGGCGGUCCCAUAUACCGGCGCUGGCAUGAACACUGCUCGUAGCUUUGGGCCUGCUGUUAUAUUUGGAGGUCCUGCUUGGGAUAACCAUUGGGUCUACUGGGUUGGGCAGUUGUUGGGCGGUGUGGUCGCUGCUCUCCUCUACGACCUGCUGUUCGCCGUCAACUCCUCCGUGGACAAGCUCAAAUCAUGCGGCACCUCCCGCCAUUACAACGAGAGCGACACGUACGCCGUCAGCGACGAGAACCACUCCGAGAUGAAAGAUAUGCCACCUGCUAAAGUCUAACAAAAUUACAUGAUGGGACAUCAAUUUCUUACUGCAAGAAAGCGACAGAACGUGUUGUGUAUUGAGUUUGCAUUGCGAUAAAUCUGCUGAGUUGGAACUGCGACAAAUAUGCUUUGGGAAACGAAGAAUUAGCUGUAAUUUGAUACCGUUCGUUAACUAUGUUUCAAGUUGGCACGAAUCAAAAGGACAUCGGUUAGAUGAUCCUUUUUUCUCCUUGAAAAAGUCAGUUAUAAUUUAGCUCAAGAAGAAAACCCUUCUCAUAGCUCCUCUCCUGUAACAUUCAAAGUUUGGAUUUUUAUUCGAACUUAUCUUGAAAGACUGGGUAUAAAGGGAAACUGGUGAAAGUUGCGGUUACUAGAAUUGUCACAGUCUUGAUUCGAUCUCUUCCUGGCCAAUUUGAGGCAUAGAUAAUGAACGGCACCUCAAUUAAUAUAUUCUGGCCUUUUUAACCAUUAGAGUAAAGCACGAACAGAAAGAAAGAAGGUAGAAUAUAUUCUUUGGAAAAAAUCGUAAGAUUUACCUGUACUGACUUCGUAUUGAAGUUUUUAAAGAAGUUUUUUGUAUGAUUUAGCAAAGGUGUUGCUUUCGAUAAUCAAACCGGGCUUUGCUCACAAUCUAAGGCAAUCGUAACUGUUUUCUGCAAACCCAAGCCCGAUGGUGCUGGACUCUGUAAUUCCAUGAACGAUUUUUUUUUUGUUUCAGCUUCUGAAUCGCGAAACCAAAUUCAUUAAGCAGCUGUAUGUUUAUUUUCGUAAGCUGCCUGUAGUAACUAAAGUAGAAAAGGCCACCAAGAACUUUUUAAGUUCACAAUCCCUAACAAUCUCCAAAUCUGUGUCUCGUUUUCGGCUAACUGCCAGACUUGGUUUGAACUGGUACAACAUUAUAACAAAUGCAUACAAUCUUUCAGACUGGGAUUUCAGUAAAUUCAUAGUGUAUUUUUUUAAAAUCACAUUUGCCUGUUUCGAAUUAAUAUAGUGAAUUUUACCUGUUACUGCCGGAAUUGUACUAUUAUAUACUCAUUUCAUGAAAAACGUUAGUUGUAGUGCCCAGAACGACAAUACGUACAACACAAACUUCUGUGCCAAAUACACCAUUCAAUCAUCAUGGCUAUACAGCAACUUUCACAUUAAAGCGAGUUCAUUAAAAGUAAUGAUUUGGUGUGAGCUGUCAUUACCCAGAGCUUCAAACGGUUCAUUUAAAACUUACAUACCAAGUCACAAUAUAUGCAAAGUUGCAGUCUCUCUGUUGGUGCGAGGAAGAGGACCACACGCAAUGCUGUGUUACUCAGGGUGAACAGCUCUUGAUAACUGGCAGAGCUACAAUCGAGACGAGAUCCAUUGUUAGUAAUUUUAUUUCAGUGACAUACAUUUUCAAAAUCACUUUUAAUAUUUUUUUUAAUCGGUAAAAUAACGCAUGGGAACAAAAGGAAAGUGAGAAGGGAAAAGAGGGGGUAUUUAUCCAUUUUGAACAAUUACAGAAAACGGACCAGAACACAGGACACCCUGAGUUCCACAGCAAUAUCGGUGACUUUCCUCUACCCAGAAGGCCCUCCACGUCACAACGUCAACGUAUAGUUAUGAGGGCGCGUAAUGUAUAGUUAUGAGGGUAUUUUCAAUGGACUCAAACAUUCAAGGUGUGAGUUACUUGCAAGAAAAAGAACAACAGACUUGGUAUUAAACUUAUAGUAUGUUAACUAAAGCAUUUAUUUCAUAAUUUGUACAUUGUUAUUGUACACAAUAUUUUAAUAUAUGUAUAAUAUAUAUAUAUACACAAUUUAGCUUAAAAAACAUGUAUGAGUAAACAGCUAGUAAUUACAUAUGCUUACAUGUGUAUGGGACCAUAGGUUCCACAUAUUGAAACUGGGCUUUGUUCUUAGCUUAAUUAUACUCAAAUAUCAUACAG